AUGCGAGGCUUCCGGCCAGGCCUGACCGCGCGGCGUUUCUUCACCUUGCGGCUCCCUCCCCGGCCGCCGCGGCCGCCCGGGACCCGGCUGUCUAGCGGGCUGGGGGCGGCGGCCGGCGCCCUGGAGCAGGCCAUGGAUGAGCUACUGCGCCGCGCCGUGCCGGCCAGGCCGGUCUACGAGCUGCGCGAGAAGACACCGGCGCCGGCCGAGGGCCAGUGCGCGGACUUUGUCAACUUCUACGGCGGCCUGACUGAAGUGGCCGAGCGGGCCGAGCUGCUGGGCCGCCUAGCGCAGGGCUUCGGCGUGGACCACAGCCAGGUGGCCGAGCAGAGCGCCGGCGUGCUCCAGCUGCGCCAGCAGCAGCGGGAGGCGGCAGUGCUGCUGCUGGCCGAGGACCGGCUGCGCUACGCUCUGAUGCCGCGUUAUCGCGGCCUCUUCCACCACAUCAGCAAGUUGGACGGCGGCGUGCGCUUCCUGGUGCAGCUGCGGGCCGACCUGCUCCAGGCGCAAACCCUGAAGCUGGUGGAGGGGCCGCACGUCCGGGAAAUGGAUGGGGUGCUGAAAAGCAUGCUCUCAGAAUGGUUCUCUUCUGGGUUCCUCAACUUAGAACGGGUCACCUGGCAUUCACCAUGUGAGGUGCUUCAGAAAAUCAGUGAGUCUGAGGCAGUGCACCCUGUAAAAAAUUGGAUGGAUAUAAAGCGCCGUGUUGGACCUUAUAGAAGAUGCUAUUUUUUUUCUCACUGUUCCACCCCUGAGGAGCCCCUGGUGGUUCUGCAUGUGGCCCUGACCAACGAUAUCACCAGCAAUAUUCAGGCGAUAGUGAAGGAAUGUCCUCCCUCAGAAACUGAGGAUAAGAACAAAAUCGUCGCUGCGAUUUUUUACUCCAUCAGUUUGACCCAACAGGGUCUACAGGGCGUUGAACUAGGAACGUUCCUUAUAAAACGUGUCAUAAAGGAACUGCAAAAAGAGUUUCCUGACCUUGGAACAUUUUCAAGUCUGUCGCCUGUACCUGGGUUCACCAAGUGGCUUCUGGGCUUGCUGAGCUCACAGAAGGAUCAUGGGCGGAGUCAGCUCUUCACUGACUCGGAAUCUAAGGAGAUCUCCGAGAUCAUCGGCGGGCCCAUCAACGAGACCCUCAAGGUCUUCCUCAGCAGCCAUGAGUGGGUGAAGUCUGAGAAACUGGUGCGGAUGCUGCGGGUGCCCUUGAUGAGGCUCUGUGCCUGGUAUUUGUAUGGCGAGAAGCACCGUGGCUAUGCCCUCAACCCCGUCGCCAACUUCCACCUACAGAACGGGGCUGUGAUGUGGCGUAUCAACUGGAUGGCCGACGUGAGCCUUAGGGGCAUCACCGGGUCCUGUGGCCUGAUGGUCAACUACCGCUACUACCUGGAGGAGAGGGCCACCCACAGCACCGCCUACCUGGGCUCGAAGUACAUCAAAGCCUCCGAGCAAGUCCUCAGCCUGGUGUCCCAGUUCCAGAAGAACAGCAAGCUGUAAAAAUAAACCUUUCCCAAAGCAGGCAUCCCUGGCUCAAAAAAGGUUAAUUUUCUGGAUGGGUCCCAGAGGGUUAUGUAUCCAAAGGAGCUUUUUUAGUAAAGCAAAAAAUCCUGCUAUGUUCUCUUCCCCAUAGCUGGGCCCCACCCACUCUCAUUGCAGGGGGAAGCGUGCAGUACUGGUGCAAGGUGGUGGUGGGCCCAGGUGAGCGUGUGCUCGCCGAUGGAGGAGCACGACCAAGCAGGGGCGCUGUGCCUGCUCCAGAGUCUGCCGUUGCCUCUGGCCUGGCUCCCUGCCCAGGUCAGGGCUGUGACCUCUCCCAUCUUCCAGGAGGUUCCAGGGUGGAUCAGUCAGCCUCGCAAGGACCAGAAUGAGCAGCCCAGAUGAGAGUAGAUUUUUCCUUUGAGGUUGUAGAAAAUAAUUCAGCAACGGUUGCUCUAGCUGUUUCGCUCCGCUCGUUACGAAGGGAAUUUGAAGAUUAUAAAUACAUGAAAAGGUUUGUGACUUUGCACAAAGUUUAGUAAGUUAAAUCACCGUUUGCGCACAAAAAGUACUGCUGCUUGGGGCAUAAAUUGGAUUCUAGACUUUAAAAUUACAGCAAUCCAAACUCAUGAUGAACUGAAUAUUAAAGAACAAGUUUGUUCUGUGAUGCAUUA
This is a messenger RNA of Trichechus manatus latirostris (Florida manatee), 2147 nucleotides long. It is a transcript of the gene MLYCD, whose product is annotated as malonyl-CoA decarboxylase. Gene Ontology annotation, molecular function: malonyl-CoA decarboxylase activity. NCBI's taxonomy places the organism in Eukaryota, Metazoa, Chordata, Mammalia, Sirenia, Trichechidae. The record is from RefSeq and is a predicted model, not a curated record. Gene Ontology annotation, biological process: malonyl-CoA catabolic process; fatty acid biosynthetic process; acetyl-CoA biosynthetic process. The coding region runs from base 1 to 1494 and encodes 497 amino acids. Gene Ontology annotation, cellular component: peroxisomal matrix; mitochondrial matrix. The transcript has 5 exons.